Molecule: messenger RNA, 2075 nt
Organism: Anopheles nili
Lineage: Eukaryota; Metazoa; Arthropoda; Insecta; Diptera; Culicidae
Gene: Uba2
Product: SUMO-activating enzyme subunit 2
Exons: 5
Coding region: 1-1974 (657 amino acids)
Biological process (GO): protein sumoylation
Cellular component (GO): SUMO activating enzyme complex; cytoplasm
Molecular function (GO): SUMO activating enzyme activity
Source: RefSeq, a predicted model, not a curated record
AUGGCUGCCCAGCUUGAAGGUGUUUUCGAGGCGGGACUGCAGGAGAAAAUUACCAAAUCCAAGGUGCUGGUAGUCGGUGCCGGUGGUAUUGGAUGUGAGAUUUUAAAAAAUCUCGUUCUCACGGGAUUUCAAGAUAUUGAAAUCAUCGAUUUGGAUACGAUUGAUGUGAGCAAUCUGAACCGACAAUUUUUAUUCCACAAGGAGCACGUCGGCAAAUCAAAAGCGAAUGUCGCUCGAGAGAGUGCACUCGCUUUUAACCCAAAUGCGAAGAUUAAGGCAUACCAUGACAGUAUUACGACCAACAACUAUGGCGUAAAUUUUUUCCAACAAUUUUCGAUCGUUCUUAAUGCACUAGAUAAUCGUGCCGCGCGGAGUCAUGUAAAUCGCUUAUGCUUGACAGCUGAUGUUCCGUUGAUCGAAUCAGGAACGGCUGGGUAUAAUGGGCAGGUUGAACUAAUUAAGCGCGGUGUUACACCGUGCUACGAAUGUUUUCCCCAACCGGCGCAAAAAACAUACCCUGGAUGCACCAUCCGUAACACACCGUCAGAACCUAUUCAUUGUAUUGUUUGGGCAAAGCAUCUGUUCAAUCAGCUAUUUGGCGAGAGUAAUGAAGAUGAAGACGUUUCGCCGGACACGGCUGAUCCGGAAGCUGGCGCGGACGCUGGCAAUGAAGCCCUAUCAAAGGAAGCAAACGAGAAGGGAAACGUUGAUCGUGUCAACACACGCACCUGGGCGAAGCAGUGCGAUUUUGAUGCAGAGAAGAUCUACAAUAAACUGUUCUUCGAUGACAUCAACUACUUGCUUAGUAUGUCGAAUCUGUGGAAGAACCGUACUCCGCCACAACCUUCGAAAUGGGAUACAGUGAUGGAAGAAGAUGACGGCAUCAUCGAAGACAGUGUCCAGCGGGAUCAGAAAGUGCUGAGUCAGGCACAGUCAGUAAAAGUAUUCGAGGAAAGCAUCCAGGCACUGAAGAAAUCAUUUUCAAAACUUUCGGAAGAGGACCAUCUGGUGUGGGACAAAGACGACAAAGAUGCGAUGGAUUUUGUGGCAGCAUGUGCGAAUAUUCGUGCUCAAAUAUUUGGCAUUCCAAGAAAGAGCCGAUUUGAAAUCAAAUCUAUGGCAGGAAACAUUAUACCGGCGAUUGCAACAACCAACGCUAUCACGGCAGGCAUAGUCGUCAUGCGUGCAUUCCGCGUGCUGAAGGAAGCGUACGAAAAAUGCAAUACUGUGUACGUGCGUUUACGGGUGAACGGGCGCAAUCAGUUCAUUGUACCAGAGAAUAAUAUCAUUCCUCCGAAUCCGAAGUGCUACGUGUGCGCCGCCAAGCCCGAGGUCGUGUUGAAAGUCGACACGAAGAACUUGACCGUCCGCGAAUUUCGUGAUGAAAUUUUAAUCAAAGCCUUGAACAUGAUCAGUCCGGAUGUUAUUCUGGACGGUACAGGCACGAUCGUGAUUUCAUCGGAGGAGGGAGAAACGGACUGCAACAACGAGAAGAAACUAGAUGAGAUGAAGAUAGUCAAUGGGUGCAUUUUGAAGGCGGACGAUUUCCUCCAAAAUUAUGAGCUCAGCAUCACGAUCCUACACAAGGACCCCGGGCGCGAGGAAGCCGCCUUUGAAAUCGUCGCUGAUCCGGAUUCGUUGAAACCGAAGGAAGCGGAAAGCAAACCUACGGCACCGGUGCCUGACGAUGCCCAGCCAUCUACGUCUAGCGGAUUGAAUGGAUCUUCAAAUGGCAAACAGCAACCUGCCAAUGAAGACGACGAAGAUGAUCUGUGCAUAGUGGAGGACGAUGACGACGAGAAACCCUCCACAUCAAAGGGCAAACCUGCGGCUGCAGCUGGUGGUUCUGGUGUGGAGAAACGAAAGCACGUACAAGAAGCUGACGAACCUGCAAGCAAAAAAGCGAAAGUUUCGGCGCACGAGGUGGAUGAUGAUGAUGAUGAUGAUGAUGAUGAUUUGAUCAUUAUGGAUUAAAGUUAAAUCAUAAGAUCUUGAGUAGAUCCAACUUCAAUGCCCGUCGUAAUCAUCGAUGUAACAUCAACUAUAAAUUAUACGAUCGUAACAAUCUCCUUUAA